This is a messenger RNA of Pichia membranifaciens NRRL Y-2026, 721 nucleotides long. RefSeq lists its product as hypothetical. Bases 91 to 567 code for a protein of 158 amino acids. NCBI's taxonomy places the organism in Eukaryota, Fungi, Ascomycota, Pichiomycetes, Pichiales, Pichiaceae. The record is from RefSeq and is a predicted model, not a curated record. The transcript has a single exon.
CUGGCGCUGGCUGUCGAUCUAUAGCUCUAUCUGCUACAGCCCGCGUGUGUGUCUCUGCAAGCUCCGUCCCACCCUGUCCUUUCUAGUCAAAUGGCUCGGCUCCUUGCCUUUCGUCCCUUUCAGCUGGCCACCCUGCUCCGGGCUGUCUGGCCGUCCACGAGAUGGCCGAGCCUCAUCUUUUUCUCUCCUCCCUCAUUCCGGAGUACGCCACCGCUGCCAGCGAUUGUUCUCACCUACUGUGCAUUCAUGUCGGCAGGCGCCGAUUUUCGCUUUUUCUGGCCGAUCGUCGGGGGCAACUUUUUUUCCCCUGCCGCAUUCGGAAAGACCGGGGGGCAACACAGAAAAAAAGCUCAGCUCGGAUCUCGGUUUUUAUCUUCCGCUUUCCGUUUGCCGUUGGGCUGCGACACGUCUUGUCUGUCUAAAUUCUGUUUUUCUCGGGUUUUCGCUUUUACCAUUUUUGAAUUUUUUAAUUUUUUUGAUUUUUGCGAGCUGCGGCUCCGUGAAAGGGCGGCCGGACAGUACAGUCAGUACAGCAGGGAAGGAGAGCCGUCUGGCGGCGGUGGUUGAACACGGAUUGUCUGUUUGCUGAGUUUCUGCUGUCACUGCUUAUAUCCGGGUUUCGGGUUUCAGCAGGAGGGGGAUUCUCAUCUACACACACACAAACACUAGUUGGCUGUUGUCGUCUAGCUGAACUUUGCCUGGUCCGAUUGUUGUUGCUGUU